This is a messenger RNA of Pseudomyrmex gracilis, 1657 nucleotides long. RefSeq lists its product as uncharacterized. Lineage: Eukaryota; Metazoa; Arthropoda; Insecta; Hymenoptera; Formicidae. The transcript has 4 exons. The coding region runs from base 190 to 1020 and encodes 276 amino acids. The record is from RefSeq and is a predicted model, not a curated record.
UCAGCUUCGGACAGUCACGAAGUGUCAAAAUUCCAGUUUGCAAUGCGCACAAAGAUUUGACGUGAUAAAAGUAAAUUAAUUAUUUUUAAAGGGCUCUCCAAGAUUUAACGAAAAACGCGGAGAAGCGGAAACGGCGUAUUUAUAUAAGAAAGAAAGUUUCGGAGGCAAGAUCGCGGAAGCUGAUGUGGCAUGACUGGCAAAUUUGACGAACGACGGAAAGCGUCGCGAACUCGUUCUUGCGGCCUUGAACGACCGCCGACCACGCUGUCCACCUGCCACCACUAUCCGCCGGGAUGCACCGUCCUGGAGUGCCGACUGGAGGCCAAUCGACCGGUGGCCCGGGUCGUCCAAGUGCCCGCCGACACCGCAGCGACCGCUCGGAAUUCGUGUUUACUGGCGAGGACGAGAUCAUCGGCCGAUCGGGUCUCGAGGAAGACAUCGCGAAGUAAAGCCAGAAAGGACAGCUCGACCGCCGACGAAUACGCGUUGCUUCCGACGUUUCACGUUCUAAAAUCUCAGGAUUCGAAAUGUUCGCUGGCUGGUAAAGCGUCGGUAGAAACAGUGAUUCUGGAUGUAACGGGCGACAAACAAUCCGACACCCCGAUCUCGAAAAUAAUACACUGUCCGUCGACGCGUCCCGUUUCGGAAGUAUGCGUGACGCGAGAUCGAGCCGACGAUCAGCGACGUCCCGCUUCGGAGCGGACGCUGCGAGUUAAGGUCGCGCGAGCGAAUCCCGCCAAGUCGGACAAAGCAUCCGUGUGCCAAAGGUCAGCAAGAGCCGUCGGACGUGCUCGCUUAAUUCCCGAGGAGAAGGUUUGUGGCGACACGCCGCCGCCGCAGGAGCUGUUGGCUCGAUGCAAAAACAUUCCCGCCUAUCAGUUCGAGAGAUACGAGGCUCGUCGCUCGAAAAGAGACGGUCUUCAGGACGAGUACGUUCAUCCGCUGUUGCGGAGCGUGUUGGAGAAAGAUGAGAGUACCACGAACGUUUGCAUUAAAAUUCAACAGGAUACGCCGUGUUAACGUGAAACAGAGACAGCUAACGAUAUUUGAGACACCGCCAUCACACACCAAUCUUAUUCUGACGUGACGUAUUAAGAUAAUUCGUUUUUUUUGUUUUUCGUCUUUCGAUACGUGGCUUCAUUGGUGGUCAAAUGUGAACGUGCGUUCGACGUCGCGUAAAAAAAAAAAAAAAAAAAACCAUUGAUAUGCGUUUCACGUAAAUUUCCGCGCACCGAGUUCGAAUGCGCAUCUUCUUUGUGAUUCCGCGCAUGCGGCGAGUUACGGCACUAACAGAAGAGAAACAAACAAAACGUCGGGGAGCCAGCCGGAAGUCAUCGCAUGUAGAUGCCCGUCGUUCGGAACGGUCGCGAGGCGGCUUUAUUUCCGGAACGUCGAACAUAAUACGCCGAAAUACGCCGUGUGGCACGCCCGCUCGGUAACAGAAUCUAAACUUAGAGCGAAACGCGCACCGUUCUGCAUUUCCAGCCGAUUGCCAGAUUUCGUCAGCGCAUAUGCGCUCUCUUACCUCGGUGUAAAACGCACCCUUUGUAAAAUCCGGACGUGAAAACUCUCCGUGUUGGAGAAAUUAAUUGCAUUUAAAAUAGUAUUUUCCAGUCUCUCUCGAGAAUGAUUAUAAAAAUAUGUGCGGAAAUUAAAG